CUGCUCAGUGAAGUAGAGAUUGAUUUACAAAAAUCAUCUUUGAAGGAAAAAAAAUGUCUAGUUUUGUUGGUGUUGUUGUUUCUGAUCAAUGGCUACAGAGUCAAUUCACUCAAGUCGAGCUGCGUGGCCUCAAUUCCAACUUCCUAUCUGCAAGGAAUCAAUCCGGGAAGGUCACUUUGGGAGAUCUACCGCCUGUGUUGUGCAAACUUAAGGCCUUCCAAGGUAUACUAAAUGAGGAUGAUAUAAAGGCAAUAUUGAGCGAAUCAUCGUCUGACAUGAGUGAAGAAAUUGAUUUUGAAUCGUUCCUUCGGGCAUAUCUAAAUCUACAAGCACGAGCUACAGCGAAAGGUGAUUCAAAGACCAGCUCCUCUUUCCUCAAGGCAACUACAACCACACUCCGACACACCAUUAGUGAAUCUGAAAGGGGCUCAUAUGUAGCUCACAUCAACAGCUUUCUCAGAGACGAUCCAUUUUUGAAGGAUUUCCUUCCGAUAGAUCCAUCUACCAAUCAACUCUUUGAUCUUGCCAAAGAUGGUGUUCUUCUUUGUAAGCUCAUAAAUAUUGCUGUCUCCGGAACAAUAGAUGAACGUGCUAUCAAUACCAAAAAGGUUCUUAAUCCAUGGGAAAGGUAUGAGAACCACACCCUUUGCCUCAAUUCCGCGAAGGCCAUUGGUUGUACUGUGGUCAAUAUUGGCACACAGGAUUUAAUCGAAGCAAGACCUCAUCUGGUUGUCGGGCUGAUUUCUCAAAUUAUCAAGAUACAACUAUUAUCUGAUCUCAAUCUGAGAAAAACUCCACAACUUGUGGAAUUGGUGGAAGAUAGUCAGGAAGUAGAGGAGCUUAUGAGCUUAUCUCCAGAAAAGAUUUUACUGAAAUGGAUGAAUUUUCAUCUUAAAAAAGCAGGCUACAAAAAAGAGGUUACAAAUUUCUCAAGUGACUUGAAGGACGGAGAAGCUUAUGCUCAUUUGCUCAAUACUCUCGCGCCUGAACAUGGUACGACUAACACAUUAGAUACAGAAGAUCCAACUGAAAGAGCAAACUUGAUUCUUGAGCAAGCAGAAAAACUAGAUUGCAAAAGAUAUGUAACUCCAAAGGACAUUAUUGAAGGCUCAGCAAACUUAAAUCUUGCAUUCGUUGCACAAAUAUUUCAAAACAGGAAUGGAUUGACAGCAGAUACCACAAAAUUGUCUUUUGCUGUGAUGAUGGAGGAUGAUGCUCAAACUUCUCGAGAAGAAAGAUGCUUUCGGUUGUGGAUCAACAGUCUUGGAACUGAUACUUAUGUGAAUAAUUUAUUUGAGGACGUGAGAACCGGGUGGGUUCUUUUAGAGGUACUAGACAAAAUUUCACAAGGAUUAGUUAAUUGGAAACAAGCAACAAAGCCUCCAAUUAAGAUGCCAUUUCGAAAAGUUGAGAAUUGCAACCAAGUCAUAAGCAUUGGGAAAGAACUGAAUUUCUCCCUUGUAAAUGUAGCUGGAAGUGAUAUCGUACAAGGAAACAAGAAGCUCAUACUAGCUUUUUUGUGGCAGUUAAUGAGGUUUUCAAUGCUCCAACUGUUGAUAAACUUGAAAUUUCAUGCCCUUGGAAAGGAGAUAACAGAUGCUGACAUACUAAAUUGGGCAAACAGUAAAGUGAAGAGUGCAGGGAGAAAAUCUCAAAUUGAAAGCUUUAAGGACAAAAAUAUAUCGAGUGGGAAAUUCUUUCUCGAGCUUCUAAGCGCUGUGGAACCAAGGGUUGUCAAUUGGAGCCUUGUGACCAGGGGUAAAACUGAUGAGGAUAAGAAGCUUAAUGCAACUUAUACAAUCAGUGUAGCACGUAAACUCGGGUGCUCCAUCUUUUUAUUGCCAGAGGAUAUAAUAGAGGUGAACCAGAAGAUGAUGCUGACACUCACAGCUAGCAUCAUGUACUGGAGCUUGCAAACAAAGACUGAAGAUUCAGAGUCCAACACUGCAGAAAACGCCGGUUUGGAUGCAUCUCCAGCAGCAGCCUCUGAUGGUGACAUUGCUUCCACAACUUCUGAAGUGGAAAAGGGGGUGCAAGAAGAAAGAUAGAAUUUG
Messenger RNA from Solanum verrucosum, 2054 nucleotides. Its product is annotated as fimbrin-5. The record is from RefSeq and is a predicted model, not a curated record. Gene Ontology annotation, biological process: actin filament network formation; actin filament bundle assembly. The coding region runs from base 54 to 2048 and encodes 664 amino acids. Gene Ontology annotation, cellular component: actin filament; actin filament bundle; cytoplasm. Lineage: Eukaryota; Viridiplantae; Streptophyta; Magnoliopsida; Solanales; Solanaceae. Gene Ontology annotation, molecular function: actin filament binding. The transcript is spliced from 14 exons.